AUGGAGACAGCUGCCUCCAGUGGCUCAAGCGACUCCACGGAGGACGUCACGGUGUCGGUGCUGUCCAUUGCCGGAGAACAGGUCUGUUCCGUGUUGCUUCCCCGCGACACCACUCUGGUGGACCUGAAGGAGCAUCUGACAGCUACCCUGGGCAGCAGCGUGACCUCGGCAGAUGUGCUCUGCCAUGGCGCAGAGUCCUGGCAGGAGCCGCAGUCUCGACCUCUCGUCGGAGUCGCCGGCUGUUCUGUGGAAGUGACGCUGGUGAGGCACCAAGGAAUCCACGCGGGAGAUCUGCUCUACUAUUCAGGACACAGCAUCGUCGUCCGCUCCGACGGGCACGCGCUGGUGGAGCGCGGCAUGAGAUGUAGGGUGAUGCCAGAACGAGCCUUCGCCGAGAACUACCACAAAGUCUUCGUCGAAGAGGCCGGGGCAAGAGGAGUGAAAGCGGACAUCCAUGCUGCACACCUCUCGCGGACCCCUCCGGCAAUACCUGUCUCGGGGAAGGUGGGCGACGUCUUCUACUACACAGGUCCCCCGCGCCUGGGCCGCGAUGGUGCAGAGCUCCAGCCGGGCGAGCAGGGAGAGGUGGUGGAGGAAGGAGUGCUUCCAGGAAGCCUCAGGUUACGCUUUGCGAACUUUCCGGAUCUCUGCUCCGUGGAGCUACGCCAUCUUCGUCCUGAGCCUCCGCCAGUGCUGCCGGGGUCCUGCUUACUUGGCCUUUGUGCUUGCCUGCGGCGUUUCUCUGCGUGGCUCUGCAGGUUUAUUGCGCCAGCUUCUGCAAGGGCGAGCGGCGUUCAACCGAGCAACUUUCGCUUCCGAGCGCGGGAUGGAACCUGA
This is a messenger RNA of Symbiodinium sp. CCMP2592, 837 nucleotides long. Lineage: Eukaryota; Dinophyceae; Suessiales; Symbiodiniaceae. The record is from the annotation of a GenBank genome assembly.